AACCCCACGAGCUCUGUCGAGGACUCCCCACGUGUUGGAGUCGAACGUUCGUGCGCAGGAGCUUACAGUAGCAGCAGCUCGAUGUUGCGUUUGGUGGGGACUACGAGAGGAAAGAGACACACAGGGACAGAGAAAGAGCGUACCAAGCGAAGUUAUUAUUACCAUAAUUUUCGGCUAAAUGCACUGCCCAACUCGGCGCCGGUAAAUUCAACGUCGAUGUUUGCUCACGUACGUGAACGAAAUUACUCAGUCGCUGAGUUCGAAACGAUUGCGUUGCAUUCGGACAAAAUGCACUUCGUUAUUUCUAAUGGAUUCUGAAGUAGAGAAUUUGAUUGAAUUCGUACAGUUCAUCUUGUCCCUUUGCUCUCCUUCUAUGUUUCUCUCUGUACAAGAUUUUUCUCAAUUUAUACAAGUUUUUUUUACUGGUAUUGGUUUAGAAUUUUCUUUUAGAUAAAAUCGUCGACGAUACUAUUACGGUCAAAGGGAAACUUUCUAACAACAUUUUUAGGCGACGUCACUUUUCUUUGGUCUUUUGAUAUCAUUGAAAAGUAUAGUUCGUUCGUUUUGUAUAACGUAGACCGAGCGAUCGCUAUUGAUGCGUACAUCUUUAUCCGUAUAAAAAAGAAUUCUCUCGUAAUAAAAAAGGAUUUCUGUGGAAUUAAGACGUCCAUAAUACAUAGAAAUGUCGGUAGAGAUAAUUAGAUAUGCCUCCUUAUGUCGAUCUCGUUUCAAUCUUUAUUUGUCUUCCUUAACCGAUGACUCGUCGUAACACAUGCGUGAAAAUGGAGUUUUUCGCCAACUUGCACGCCUUUCUAUUCAACUUGACCGAUUUCACGUACAAAAUGCUGGGCUUAACUAUGAUAUAUAUACCUGUCUUAAGUAAAGAGCUCACCCCCGAAAGAGGCAGCUCCGAUAAGGAUUUGGUCAAACAGUUCGAGACUGUGGUGAGUCAUUGGUCCACUCAAAUCAAACUUACCCUCAUCGAUGAGGAAGAGACAGACCUGCAAGACCUUCUCUCCGUUGAUGACGUAUACGAUUUCUGGAUCUACAGAUACGAUAAUCUUUGUGGAUUGAAUUUCCAAGUUUAUAAUCAGACGAUAGAACGUAUCAUAAAUAUAUUAAUACUAAGCCAGUCAACUUAUGUACAACAGUUUCUCACACUACGAGAAGACAUAGAAAUAGAAAUUCUUAAAGCAAGAUCGAACAUUGAGUAUUUGACACUUCUGAAAGAACCUUGCGAGAAAUUAAAGCAAUGUACUACACCAGAUGAAUUAACUCCGUUUCUGUCGAGAAUAAUACAUCUUUGCAGAAUGAUCUGGUUAAAUUCACCUUAUUACAACACCACCGAAAAAAUGACUAAUCUGUUCAUUGCAUUGAGCAAUCAGAUCAUUAUAAUCUGUCGGGACUUAAUCGACCUUCGGCAAGUAUUCAAAGGGAAAACUCGUGCCAGCAUCCAAAUGUUCUCCAAUUGUAUUCGUGCUUGCAAAGAAUACAAGAAACGUUAUAUUAAAAUUUCAGAUGCCCAUAAUAUGUACACCGAAUAUCCAUGGGAAUUAGACAUCGAUAACAUUUUUCAUCACAUAGAUAUUUUUAUCGAAAGAUGCCAAGACAUGAUAGUCAUCUGCAAAGCGAUGAUAGACUUUGCCAGAAUGGACGAAACAACUAGCAUUCUAAGACCAAAGUUUGGUGGAACCAAAGGAGGAGAGCACAGUAGAGCCUGUCAAAAGAUUGAAAGACUCUUUCUUGAGAGUCUAGAGAAAAUCGAAGCAAACUCUCAUAAAAUAUUCGAUGUGUUGAACAUUUCUUGGCAGAACAUUAUGUCUGUCUUUCGCAACGAAGUCAGAGAAUUGGAGAUAAUAAUCGAGAACUUGAUAGCAACCGUCUUCACCGACAUGAACAACGUACAGGAGGGUAUCGAGAAUCUCUAUGGAUUUUACAAUUAUAUGAACAGAGAGCGACUACAGCAGCUCUUCAAUAAUAAGACUAUGGAGAUAUGGAAAAUGUUCAACAAAGAAAUUCAGUUUACAAAGCAAAGUAUCUUAAUCGAGAAAAAUAAAUACUCAUCACUGAUGCCAUAUUACUCUGGUAAAGCAUUGUACCUGCAGCAAAAACAGCAUAAUUUGAAAAGAAUGAAAAAAAUAAUGGAAGAUGCCGAAUGGAUGCCCUAUUGUUCCAUGAAAUUUGAGAUCUUCAAUCAGUGCAACAUAGUGAUAAAGUUAAUCGAAGACAUUAUAACGAAUCUCUAUGAAGAGUGGAUAGAAGAGUCAAGCGAUAAUCCAAGCCUUCGUCUCGAUCGAUACUUGAUGAAACGAAAUGAAAAAUCGCCACUAUUACUCGAUUGCAAUAUGGAUUCUUUUAUAUUAAUUCUUUGUCGAGAAUGCGAUUGUUGGAUCAAUCUUCGAUUUCACAUACCAAUUCAAAUGACUGCCAUACACAUUAAAAAAGACAUAAUCUUUUCUAUGUACGAAGGUAUCCUUGAAGUGACCAAUACUUACAACAAAAUCAUAGAAGCAUUGUCCGACAAAGAACGUGAACUGUUUCGAGAAUUAAUCCGGCGGGUCGACGGACAGAUCAAUCCUGGCUUAAAUAGACUAACAUGGAACACGGAGAACAUCGAAAAUUACAUUACAGAUUGCUACGAUCAAGCCGGAAAAGUAUACUUUAACGAUUCCAUUUAUGCUAGCUUAAGUUCAUCCCAAUUGUGGUUUAAUUUCAUUUUCUAUGUAUUAUACCGAAGAAGUUCGCUCGGUAUUCUAGUUUUAUCUGAUCAUCCAUUCAUAAGUAAACGUACGAUCUCUAUCUCUGUAUCCGUAUCUAUAUCUAAAGGACGUGACUGUUCGAAAGGAUUAACUAUCCGGCUCUUAGAAUUCAUCCGUGUUUAUAAGAAAUCCAAUUCCGAGAUCAUAAAAAUAUGCGAGAAUAUUUGCGAAUCGUCGAUGAUCAUGUUAAAACCAAAUUAUGCGUAUACCUUGUCGGAAUUGCAGGAGGAACUUGUAAGCGUGAGGGAUGCGGUUGUUGUCGAUAUACUUACAAAGUACAGCACGAUAGUUCAAUACAUCAUGGUGGUCUUCGACGGAUUUAAACCAGUAAUCCAGAACAUUUUGAAGGAGUGGCAACAAUAUUUGACCCAGUUUGAUCUAGCGAUUCAGGAAGCAAUGAAAUUCUGCCUUAAGUAUUCUAUGAAUGUCAUGUAUGAGGCCCUUCACGGAGACAGCACAGCAGGACCAUCUCCUCUUCUACUGGUGCAACUGGAGUUGGUCAACAAUAAGGUACACUUCUCACCAAACCUAUCGGAUAUCGCCACAACCUUAUCAAACAUUCUCCACUACCUAUUAAUACCGAUUAAGAACAUUCAACGAUUAACCGAAAAGUUUAAUGUCCCCAGUAGAGAUAUGAAACCUCUUUGGAAGGUUUACGAGAAGGACAUAGAACUUCUUCGUUAUCAGCACAUGCUUGAUGAUGAAACGAGUCAUUGUUUCUCCCAAAUACAAAUUUAUCUUAAAACGUGGGAACCUUUCAAGGACGUGUGGGAAGUCAAUAAGGAUAUUUUCAUUCAAAGAUACGAAAAGUUGAAGCCAACGGUUACAUCUUUCGAUUCUGACAUUAACAAUUACGCAAACAUUGCAUUCACUGUCGAACUGCAAGAGACCGUGAUGAACGUAUAUUUUCUCGAAAUAAAUUGCGAUAGUUUAAAAAGCAUCAUCAUUCAGGAAUGCUUGAUUUGGCAACACAAAUUAAAAUACUCGCAUAUAAAUUCAACCGUUCACAGAAUAACAAAGGAACCUACGGAUCUGAUCAGUAUGCAAUUCGCAAUGCAGUUGUUCGAGAGACUUAACGCCGAGAUUCCAAAGGAGGAGGCAGAAUUCCCUAAGAUCAUGGAGUUCUACGAAAUGUUGGAAAAAUACGAGGUAUCGACAACGUUUGAAUUUAAAAGAAAGGUAAAAGACAUCGACCGAUCGUGGUUUGCCUACUUGAAGCUACUUUUUUCUUACGAAGUUAUUUUAUCCGAAAAGAAGGAGGAAUUCAAAAACAAUUUGCUCGGCGAUUCGGCUAUGUUUUACGAAAAUAUACAAUCGUUGAUCCAUAAAUAUUAUGAUACUGGACCGUUUACGUCCGAAUGGCAAAUAGAUGAUGCGUUCGCAUGGAUAAAUGUCUUUCACAAAGAAAUACACUCGUUGAAAGAACGAGAAAAACUGCUCAAAGAACAUCUCGCGAUUUUUGGGUUGAGCCAACCCGAUUCUUUGGAAUUGGCAGAACUCGAGGAAAACAUAGCGAUCAUAGAGAUUGUCUGGAAACUGACCGCCGAAUGGGACAAAGCAUGGAAUCGUUACAAGAACGAGCAAUUUUGGAAGAUAGAAAUAGAAGAGAUGGACACAGUUGCGAACGCCCUAUUUCGAAAACUCACAAGACUCUGCAGAGAGCUUAAGGAGAGAAACUGGGAGAUCGUUGAGCACACGAGAGCGAGUGUCGAUAAAUUUCGCCGAACAUUGCCGCUGAUAACCGAUUUGAAAAAUCCUUCGAUGAGAUCUCGUCAUUGGAAGCAAGUUAAGGAUAUCUUGGAAAGAGACUUCGACGAGAUGUCCGAAGAUUUUACUCUCGACGCCAUCGCCGAUAUGCAGAUGCAAAAUUUCUCUGAACAGAUCGCCGAUAUCUCAAACGCUGCCACGAUGGAACUUGAAAUAGAACUGGGAUUGCAACGUAUCAGCGCUAUUUGGAAAGUAAUGAAAAUAGAAAUGACACCGUACAAGACCAAAGGUAUCUAUAAAUUGGAAAGUAUAGACGACAUAGUAGAAACACUGGAGGAUCAUCAAGUUCAUUUGUCUUCGAUGAAAUCGACAAGAUUUGUCGAGCCAUUCGCAACGGAAGUCGACUAUUGGGAACGGACUCUUUCUACUGUGGGGGAGGUUCUCGAGAUGGUGCUCAGCGUUCAAAGAAGCUAUUUCUAUAUGGACAAUAUAUUCUCCAGCGAAGACAUUAGAAAACAACUUCCAAAAGAAACCAACGACUUCGACAAGUUGACACUAUCCUGGGUGCAAAUCACGUCCCGCAUGGCGGACCACAGAUUGGCUUUACCGGCCACUCACGUUCCGCCCGGCUUGCUCGAAGUUCUGAAUAAACUCAACGAGAACUUGGAGGCACUGCAACGUGCUCUAGAACAAUAUCUCGAGACUAAACGAUACGUAUUUCCAAGAUUCUACUUCAUUUCGAACGAUGAUUUACUUGAGAUACUCGCGAACUCAAGAAGACCGGAUCUCAUACAGCCUCAUAUCAAGAAGCUCUUCGAAAAUAUAAAAUUCCUAACACUGUUAAAGUCCGUAACAGGCAAACUAUUAGCCACUGGCAUGAAUUCCAACGAUGGCGAAUUUGUUCAAUUCGUUCAUCCGGUUACCCUAGAAGGUCAUGUCGAAAACUGGCUAUGUAAUAUCGAAGAAGCGAUGAGAGAGAGUUUGCACGAUUUGUUGAAGCGUUGCAGAGAGGCGCUGCGAAAAAUGCUCGCAAAACGCGACAGGUGGGUGAAAGAGUGGCCGAGCCAGCCAGGAAUUACGUCCACUCAAAUCCAGUGGACGAACGACUGCACCAGGACACUCAUGCACUGCAAAUUGGUGGACUCGAAGAAACCUUUGAGGCGAUCAAAAAAGAAACAGAAUCAGGCGUUGGCCAAAUACUCGGAGGCAAUAAGAAGUGAUCUAAAUUAUUUAGAUCGACUUAAAUUCAAGGCCAUCGUUGUAAUCGAGAUCCAUGCAAGAGACGUUAUCGAAAAAAUGUACAAGAACAAUUGCAAGGACGUCGCCGCCUUCGAGUGGUUAUCUCAACUAAGGUUCUACUGGGAAAAAGACAUCGACAAUUGCAUUGUACGCCAAACAAAUACUCAUUUCGUAUACGGAUACGAGUAUCUAGGAAAUUCGGGACGUCUCGUGAUAACCCCAUUAACUGAUCGAUGUUACAUUACUCUGACGACGGCGCUUCAUUUGUAUCGAGGGGGAAGCCCUAAGGGCCCAGCUGGAACAGGGAAAACCGAGACAGUUAAGGAUCUUGGAAAGGCAUUGGGAUUCAACGUGAUCGUGCAGAAUUGCUCGGAAGGGCUAGAUUACAUAAGUAUGGGAAGGAUGUUCUCGGGUUUAGCUCAGACAGGUGCUUGGGGUUGUUUCGAUGAAUUUAACAGAAUCAAUAUCGAAGUGUUGUCCGUUGUGGCGCAACAAAUAUUAUCGAUAUUAACCGCACUCUCUCAGAAACUCCAGAGAUUCGUUUUCGAGAGCAAAGACAUAUCGUUGAUUAGUACCUGUGGUAUCUUUAUCACGAUGAAUCCCGGAUACGCGGGUCGUACGGAACUUCCGGAUAAUUUGAAAUCCAUGUUCAGACCGAUCUCGAUGAUGGUACCAGACAGCAGCAUGAUCGCCGAGAUCAAUUUAUUCGGAGAAGGAUUCCAGGAUACUCGCGUACUUGCUCGGAAGGUCUUCACCUUGUAUACCUUGGCACAGCAACAACUGAGCAAACAGUAUCACUAUGAUUUUGGAUUAAGAGGUAUAGUGACUUUGACUCGAUACGCCGGCUGGAAGAAACGUCUUCAUCCGAAUUUAGCUGACGACGAGGUGAUCAUUCUUGCGAUGAAAGACAUGAACGUGGCGAAACUUACGUCCAACGAUCUACCUCUCUUCCUUGGAAUCACCACCGAUCUAUUUCCUACCGUCGACGUGCCAACCGUAGAUUACGAGGAAAUCAUCGAUUAUAUUACUAAAGAGGCUAUCAAGUUAAAGCUACAACCGAUUUCAUUGAUAAUUACAAAAGUAAUUGAACUUUACGAGACGAAAAAUUCAAGACAUUCGACGAUGAUUGUCGGCGAAUCGAACACUGCGAAGACGGUCACAUGGAAAAUAUUGCAAAAUACGAUGAGCUCAAUGAAGAACGAUGGAAAACCGGGUUACAACGCCGUUCAUGUCUAUCCAAUUAAUCCUAAAGCACUGAACCUCAGCGAGCUCUAUGGCGAAUACAAUCUCUCGACCGGAGAGUGGCUUGAUGGAGUAAUAUCGUCGAUCAUGCGGAAGACCUGCUCCAGCGAGUUGCCCGAUGAAAAGUGGAUUCUCUUUGACGGGCCUGUCGAUGCCGUGUGGAUCGAGAAUAUGAACAGUGUUAUGGACGAUAACAAAAUCUUGACGCUGAUCAAUAACGAGCGGAUCACGAUGCCGAAACAAGUGUCCUUGUUGUUCGAGGUUCAGGAUCUCUGUGUUGCCUCUCCUGCCACUGUUUCUAGGGCAGGUAUGGUCUACAACGAUUAUAAGGAUCUUGGUUGGCGUCCUCUCGUUAAAUCUUGGUUACAGAGUCACGAGAAGGAAGCUGUUUUCGUUGAACACAUGAAAGAACUCUUCGAUCGUUUCGUCGACAUAACGUUGGAAUUUAAGCAUCAGAAGUGCAAGGAACUCGUGCCAGUUCCCGAAUUAAAUUCCAUUCAGUCCCUCUGUAAGCUUCUUGAUGUGCUCGCCAGACCCAAGACCAGCGCCGAAGUUGGCAACGACGAAGAGGCGUUCUCCACCAUUUGCAAGAUCUGGUUUCUUUUCUGCAUGAUAUGGUCACUAUGCGCCUCUGUUGAUGAAGAUGGCCGUCUAAAGAUGGACAAUUUCAUAAGAGAACUAGAAGGAUCGUUUCCCUUAAGAGAUACGAUCUACGAAUAUUACGUAGACGUGCGUCAGCGUAGUUUUGUCUCGUGGGAAGAAAAAUUAUCCCAAGCCUGGAGGUUUCAGCCGGGGACACCGUUUCAUAAUAUAAUCGUACCGACGGUGGACACUGUUCGCUACAAUUACAUCGUAAGCAAUCUGUUAUUCAACGGUUAUCCCGUCCUUCUGAUUGGUCCUGUAGGCACUGGAAAAAGCUCGAUUGCACGAUCGGCUUUAGAAUCUAUGGAUAUUGUCAAAUAUACAUUACUUAUUAUAAAUAUGUCCGCUCAAACAACAUCGAACAACGUUCAGGAUGCUAUUGAGAGCAGACUGGAGAAACGCACGAAAGCGGUUUACGUUCCCGUCGCCAAUAAAACGAUGAUAACUUUUAUGGACGACUUUAACAUGCCGAUGAAAGAGACGUACGGAUCACAGCCACCAUUGGAACUGAUCCGUCAGUGGAUCGACUAUGGAUUCUGGUACGAUCGACAAAAUCAACAGAAAAGAUAUAUACAAAAGAUACAAUUAAUGGCAGCUAUGGGUCCACCCGGUGGUGGUCGUAAUGUCAUCACGAAUCGACUACUUACGAAAUUUAACGUCAUUAAUAUGACGUUUCCCAGCGAGAAGCAAAUCAUUCGAAUAUAUGGGACGAUGCUUAAUCAACAAACCGCGGACUUUCAUACGGAAGUGAAAGGAAUUGCCGAUACAUUAACGAUUGCUACUAUAACUUUAUAUGAUCGCGUUGUUUUAAAAAUGUUACCAACACCUGCCAAGAUGCAUUAUAUCUUCAAUUUGCGUGACAUAUCGAAGAUAUUCCAAGGAUUGCUUCGAAGUCACAAGGAUCAUCAAUAUUCGGUUCACACAUUUCUGCGCUUAUGGUUGCACGAAACUUAUCGUGUUUUUUGCGAUCGUUUCAUCGACGAGAGAGACACAGAAUGGUUCCUUGGACAAAUAAGUGAGCUACUUGGUAAAUAUUUCGAGCUAACGAUAACAAGUAUAUGUCCGGAUAAAACGAUUCCUCUUUUCGGUAACUUUAUGAAUGCCUGGAACAUAUACGAGGAUCUCGUGGAUAUCGCCGCCGUGAGACGCCAUAUAGAGGAACAAAUGGACGAAUAUAACGCUUCUACUGGUGUAGUACGCCUCGAUCUCAUUCUUUUCCACGACGCGGUCGAGCAUAUAUGCCGCAUUGUCCGUGUGAUAUCUCAGCCCCGAGGCAACAUGCUACUAGUUGGGAUAGGUGGUAGUGGCAGACAAUCAGUAUCCCGUAUCGCAGCUUACAUGUGCGAGUUGACCACCUUUCAAAUCGCCGUUACGAAGCAAUACAGAGUGAUGGAAUUCCGCGAGGACCUGAAGAAGCUUUACUCGAUGGCGGGAGUUGAGAAUAAGCCGACUAGUUUUCUCUUCAACGACACCCAAGUGGCGGAGGAACAGUUUCUCGAGAUAGUUAACAAUAUGCUGAGCACCGGUGAAGUGGCCAAUCUCUACAAAAGCGAUGAAAUGGAAGAGAUCAAAAAUCGUUUAAUGAAAGAAGCUACGAAGGUCGGAAUAAUACCGUCGACGGAAUCGAUCUAUUCCUUCAUGAUCGAAAGGGUUCGCGCCAAUGUGCACGUGAUAUUGUGCAUGAGUCCGAUCGGGGACGCCUUCAGGAACAGAUUACGGCAAUACCCAUCCCUGAUCAAUUGCACGACCAUCGAUUGGUUUCUGGAAUGGCCGAAGGAAGCUCUUCUCGAAGUUGGCAACAAGUUCCUCAUGAAUCUCAAUCUGACGCUCACUAUCACCGGCGAAAAUAAAGUGGAACCAAGACAAUCUGCCACAGCCAUUCCGAUUCUACCAUUACAAGAACGGAUGCGGGACGGAAUUGCGUCAACAUUUGCUUCGAUUCAUAGCAUGGUCUCGAAAUUCUCCAUUCGUAUGGCGAACGAAAUGAAACGAUAUAAUUAUGUCACGCCUACGAACUUUCUUGAACUAGUCUUUGGUUACAAAAAUAUGCUGCAUAAAAAGAGACAGGAUUUGGCCGAUCAGGCGAAUAAACUUCGCGGUGGCAUCUUCAAGAUCGACGAUACUCAAGCUAAGGUCAAUGAAAUGGCCGCUGAGUUGGAGAUAACGCAAGAACAGGUGCAGACAUCUACUAGAGAAUGCGAGGAAUUCUUGGUAACGAUUGUGAAUCAACGUCGUGACGCCGAUGAUGCUCAAAAAAUGGUCACCGCAAGAUCUCUUAGAAUCGCCGAAGAACAGAAAGAAUGCAAGAAGCUCGAAGAGAUAGCUCGUGCCGAUUUGGCCACUGUCGAACCAGCUCUGAACGAAGCUAUGAAAGCGUUGGAAGCGUUGAACAAGAAGGAUCUGGCGGAAAUAAAGUCCUUCGCCCGACCACCGCCAAAGGUCGAGAUGGUAAUGGAGGCAGUUAUGAUUCUGAAGAAUGCGGAACCAACCUGGGCGGAAUCCAAGCGUCAGCUGGGAGACGUGAACUUCAUUAACACCUUACGCGAUUUCGAUAAGGAUCAUAUAUCGGAUAGAGUAUUGAGAGCUAUCGGAAAGUAUACGAGCAAUCCGGAAUUCGAUCCUGUGAAAGUAGGCGUUGUCUCGGUCGCCGCCAAGUCGCUCUGCAUGUGGGUCAUAGCCAUGGAAAAAUAUGGAAAGCUCUAUAGGAUCGUAGCACCGAAAAGAGAGAAACUCGAGGCCGCCUUGGAAUCUCUACGGCAAAAGGAAGCUGCUUUGACGGAGGCCACGAUGCAACUGCAAAAGAUACAGGAGGACCUCGAAACGUUGCAGAAAAUGUACGACGCGAAGAUGAAAGAAAAGGAGGAUUUAAUCAAAAUGGCAGAAUUGUUAAAGAUAAAAUUGGAUCGCGCGGCCAUGCUGGUCGAAGGUUUGUCAGGGGAAAGGAUUCGAUGGUUAGAAACGGUAGAAUCGCUGGGAGAAUUCUUCGACUGGUUACCCGGUGACUGUCUUAUAUCAACAGCCUUCGUAUCUUACUUGGGACCUUUCGUGUCGAAUUACAGAGAGGAACUAUUCGCGAUUUGGGUGAAAGAGGUAAACGAGAAGGAAAUCCCGAUGUCGCCUAGACUCGACGUGAAGGAAUUUCUAGCUGAUCCCACGACGAUCAGAGAGUGGAACAUUCAGGGAUUACCUUCGGAUGGGUUUAGUACCGAGAACGGCAUCAUCGUGACGAGAGGCACUAGAUGGCCACUCGUAAUCGAUCCGCAAUGUCAAGCGGUGAAGUGGAUCAAGAACAUGGAGGCAAAGAAUGCUCUGCGAGUAAUCGAUUUUGGCCAAGCGGACUUUAUGAGAGUUUUGGAACAAGGGCUGCAGUUUGGCUGGCCGAUUUUGCUCGAGAACGUUGGGGAAACUCUCGAUCCAGCCCUGAAUCCGAUUCUAGAAAGAGCUUUUAUCAAAUCAGGUGAUCAAGUGAUGAUCAAGUUUAACGAUAAGAUGAUCACUUUCAAUGCCAAAUUUCGACUGUUCAUCACAACGAAACUUUCGAACCCCCAUUACGCUCCGGAGAUAUCCACUAAAACGACGUUAUGCAACUUCGCCAUUAAGGAACAGGGAUUAGAGGCACAACUCUUGGGAAUCGUGGUCAGGAAAGAGAAGCCACAACUUGAAGAACAAAAGGACAACCUCGUCCUUACGAUCGCGUCCGGCAAGCGGACGUUGAAGGAACUGGAGGAUAGAAUUCUCUAUCUGUUGAGCGAGGCUGGACCUAACCUUCUCGAUGACCUGGACCUUCUCAAUACUCUACAAACGUCUAAGGCUACAUCGAUAUCCAUUGCUGAAUCGUUAGUGACGUCAGAAGAAACCGAACGAGAGAUAGAUAUUGCGAGGGAAGAUUAUCGAUCUUGUUCCCGACGAGCUUCGAUUCUUUUCUUUGUUCUCACAGAUAUGAGUCUGAUCGAUCCGAUGUAUCAGUUUUCUCUUGAUUCAUACAUCGCCCUGUUCAUGUUGUCCAUUGACAAAAGUCCGAAGAGCAUGAAACUUGCCGAAAGAAUUGAGAAUCUUAAUGAUUAUCAUACUUACGCUCUAUACAAAAAUACCUGUCGCGGAUUGUUCGAACAACACAAACUACUAUUUUCCUUCAAUAUGUGCAUUAAGAUAUUAACCGCUGAAGGAAGGAUAAUCUCUUGGGAAUACGCAUUUCUUCUUAGAGGUGGGAUCGUUCUGGAUCGAGAGAAUCAACCGGACAAGCCUGUACCUUGGUUGCCUCCGGAAACUUGGGACAAUAUAACGGAACUCGACAAACUUCCAGGAUUUCACGGUUUGAUUUCGUCCUUCGAACAAUACCCGCGGGAUUGGCACAAUUGGUAUAUAAGUACGGAACCGGAAAAUAUUUCUCUCGUUGGCGAGUUGGAAGAGGGUUGUACAGCAUUUCAAAGGAUGAUGAUCAUACGUAGCUGUCGACCCGACAGAAUGUCCUCCGCAAUCGCAAACUUUAUUAUACGAAACGUGGAACAAAAAUUCGUCGAACCACCGGUACUUGACUUAAAAGCUGUUUUGGAAGAUUCCGUUGCACGCACACCCUUGAUUUUUGUCCUUUCACCCGGCGUCGAUCCCACGAGUAUAUUAAUGCAACUCGCGGAGAGCCAACAGAUGAUGGACAAAUUUAUGAGUCUAUCCUUGGGUCAAGGACAGGCACCUAUAGCAACAAGAAUGAUACAAAUAGGUGUAAAAAAAGGAUUAUGGAUUUUCCUAGCGAAUUGCCACUUAUCUCUCAGCUGGAUGCCAAAAUUGGACAAGAUCGUUGAGACCCUUAUCAAUAACAAAGCUUUGAAUCCGAACUUUAGAUUAUGGCUUAGCUCGAGUCCAACUCCUGAGUUUCCGAUAUCGAUCCUCCAAGCCGGGAUAAAAAUGACGACGGAACCACCUAAAGGAUUGAAAGCCAAUAUGAAGCGACUGUAUAGCCUCGUCACAGAGGCCCAAUUCGACGUGUGUCAAGCGAAAUCCAAGUAUAAGAAGCUCCUCUUCGUUCUUGUCUUCUUUCAUUCGGUUCUCCUUGAACGAAAGAAGUUCCAGCAACUCGGUUGGAACGUCAUUUACAGCUUCAACGAUUCCGACUUCGAGGUAUCGGAGAAUCUUCUUCAGGUAUAUUUGGACGAAUACCCAGAUACACCUUGGGAAUCCUUGAAAUAUCUUAUUGCGGGUAUUUGUUAUGGUGGUCAUGUGACCGACGACUGGGAUCGCCGGUUGUUGAUGACAUACGUCCAACAAUAUUUCACCGACGAAGUUCUGACCAUCCCUUAUUAUCGUUUGUCAUCACUACCGACAUAUUACGUACCACGAGACGGCUCCUUGGAAUUCUAUCGUGACAUUAUCAUGACAUUACCAGCCGUCGAUAGACCAGAAGCAUUUGGACAACAUCCUAACGCAGACAUAACCAGUCUUAUCAUGGAAACAAGAAAUAUAUGCAAAACCUUAAUGAGUCUUCAAGUUCAAGCGAUUAGCAGCGAGGAAGAAACGGACAAGGAGGAAAAGGUGAUACAAUUAACCAUAGACAUUGCCUCGAAAAUACCAAGGAACAUAGACUACGAAACAAUCGACAAAUUGAUAGGUCCAAUAAAAAAACCUCUCGACGUUGUACUUCUUCAAGAAAUUAGUCGCUAUAAUGUACUCUUAACGAAAACCCGAAACAGUUUGGAUGAACUACAACGUGGUAUACGCGGUUUGGUUUUGAUGUCGUCCGACUUGGAAGAGAUUUUUACGUGCAUAUACGAAGGCAGAGUUCCCUCCCUUUGGCUGACCGCUUAUCCAUCCUUGAAGCUUCUCGGAGCUUGGACCAGAGAUUUAAUCAGCCGCAUUGAGCAUUUCGCUACUUGGGCUGAGACCACACAUCCGCCUGUGCUCUUCUGGCUAGCCGCGUUUACGUUUCCAACAGGUUUCCUUACAGCCGUACUCCAAACUUCAGCAAGAAUGUGGAAUAUAUCGAUUGAUUCAUUAAACUGGGAAUUCGUAGUUCAGACGAUCGAUGAUUCUGCCAUCAUUGAAUCACCUACGGAUGGAGUGUACGUGCGAUCAAUGUUCUUGGAGGGAGCAGGAUGGGACAAGAAAAAUGCGAUACUCGUUGAACCAGCACCGAUGCAGCUUGUUUACGACAUGCCCGUGGUACACUUUAAACCUACCGAACGUUUCAGAAGAACUAAGGGACUAUACAUAUGUCCGACAUAUUACUACCCUCAAAGAUCCGGCGAUCAAAGCCGUCCCGCUUUUGUCGUGACAGUUGAUUUAAAAACUGGAUCGGAGGAACCAGAUUUAUGGACAACACGUGGUACCGCUCUUCUUCUCAGUCUGGCCGUUUAA
Messenger RNA from Vespula vulgaris, 13937 nucleotides. RefSeq names its product dynein axonemal heavy chain 2 (gene kl-2). NCBI's taxonomy places the organism in Eukaryota, Metazoa, Arthropoda, Insecta, Hymenoptera, Vespidae. Bases 783 to 13937 code for a protein of 4384 amino acids. The transcript is spliced from 63 exons. Gene Ontology annotation, biological process: microtubule-based movement. The record is from RefSeq and is a predicted model, not a curated record. Gene Ontology annotation, cellular component: dynein complex. Gene Ontology annotation, molecular function: minus-end-directed microtubule motor activity; ATP binding; dynein light intermediate chain binding.